Molecule: messenger RNA, 1857 nt
Organism: Neurospora crassa OR74A
Lineage: Eukaryota; Fungi; Ascomycota; Sordariomycetes; Sordariales; Sordariaceae
Product: WD repeat-containing protein jip-5
Exons: 2
Coding region: 191-1456 (421 amino acids)
Molecular function (GO): protein binding
Source: RefSeq, a predicted model, not a curated record
CGUCACCUGCUUGUCGGCAACGGUGUGUACUUACCUACCUAUCUGUACCUCAUUCUCGCUACAUGGAACUCAAUUCACCGAGGCCCACAUCGUAUGCCUGCACCGACCUGACUGACCCAGACGCAGCAACAAAGCCAUCCGCAACAACAAUAACAACAACAACAACAACCGUAAAACAGAGAAACAAGUCAUGCUGGAAAACCUCUGCACCCUGCCGCUCUCGGCGGACCUGUUCACGCAGGUGGUGCAUCCCUCCAAGCCUCUGCUUACAGUCGGUCUAUCCAACGGCCGCGUCGAGACCUUCCGCAUCCCAACCAACGAGGACAGCGACGACGACGAGGACGAGAACAGCAGCAUAACCGGUGGCAAGGGUGUCAUCAAGAGUGUCUGGAGCACCCACCGCCACAAGGGCAGCUGUCGCACUCUGACUUAUAGCACCGAUGGGGAGUCCCUCUACUCGGCCGGUACCGACUCCAUCGUCAAGCACUUCUCUCCCGAGACCGGCGUCGUCAUCUCCAAGAUCGGCCUGCCCCCCGUCAACAGUACCAGCAGUCAGAGCGAUACCCCAGCCAUCCUCCACACCCUCUCGCCCCAGACCCUGCUGCUCGGCACCGACUCUGGCUCUCUCUACAUCUUCGACCUCCGCGAGAAUGGCUCUCUGAACCCCAAGCCCGUCCGCAAGCAUGUGCCCCACUCCGACUACAUUUCCAGUCUGACCCCUCUUCCCCCUUCGUCUGAGAGCACCUCUGGUUUCCCCAAGCAGUGGGUUUCUACCGGCGGCGCCACCCUGGCCGUCACCGACCUGAGACAUGGCAUCAUGGCCACCUCGGAAGACCAGGAGGACGAGCUGCUGUGCUCGACAGUCAUCCCCACCGGCUUGGGUCCCAAGCACAUGCGCAACAACGCCGUUCUGGCGGUCGGCACUGGCGGGGGUGUCUUAACCCUAUGGGAUCGUGGCGCCUGGGAUGACCAGCAGGAACGCAUCUAUGUGGCUCCCGGAGAGACCAAAAGAGACGGAGAAAGCCUCGAUGCUAUUGUCCGUGUUCCCGACGAGCUCGGCUGGGGCAAGAAGGCCGUGGUUGGCGUCGGCGACGGCACCGUCAAGAUUGUCGAUCUGAAGCGCAGAGAGGUCCAGACUACAUUCCAGCACGACGAGGUCGAGGGCGUUGCUGCUCUAAACUUCGACUACGAGAACAGACUGAUCAGUGGUGGCGGCAGGACCGUCAAGGUCUGGGCCGAGGCGGGUUCCGCCCAAGAAGACGAGGAAGAGGAGGAGGAGGUGGUGGAAGCCGACCAAGGUGUCAAGCGACCGGCCGGCAGCGACGACUCAGACGACGAUGACGGGAGCGAUAGCGACAGCGACCGCCCCAAGAGGGAAAGAAAAAAGAAGCGGAGAAAGGGCAACAAGAAGGGUAAACACGGUGGUCCUUCCGUUUCGUUCCCAGGUUUGGAUUAACCAGUUUACAAACAGCGCUUUGUUUGGCAAUACCCAUCUCUUACCACUUUGCCUUCCACCGUCCAUUGCCGGUAGUUCUGAGCAUGAAGGUGACCGUUUCGAGAGCUGACACACAGGACCGAAAUGACAAUUGAUUAGCGAAACAACCAUCGUUACCCCCUCCAACCUUGGACGUCAGACAGCCUAAGGAGGUCUUUGUGGCCCGGACUCUUGCAUAGAUUAAAUUCGUGAGCCGGGGAUGUUACAAGUGUCGUGUCACUGGCAUGCUUGGGUCAGUUAUGUUUGCGCCAAGGGUGAGUUACUAGUCACCUUUAUUCUGUCAUGCCUGUGGCUUUCUAUAUCGCUGCUGCUUUGGGAUCCCACCAUGAACUGGGAAAAUCUUGGCCACUUGUUGAUCAAAA